Paramacrobiotus metropolitanus is the source of this 1380-nucleotide messenger RNA. RefSeq names its product centrosomal protein of 152 kDa-like. NCBI's taxonomy places the organism in Eukaryota, Metazoa, Tardigrada, Eutardigrada, Parachela, Macrobiotidae. The transcript has a single exon. The record is from RefSeq and is a predicted model, not a curated record. The annotation marks the transcript as partial.
AUGAACCAGAAAAAGGUCACUGGUGAGGAUGGAACCACAGGAAAGGAAGCGGAAGCAGUGGGGGCAUCACAGCUGGAUGCUACCACUGUCGGAACUGACGAGCAGGAUAAGAACGUGAACCUGGCUCAAAGGGAUGUUGGACAGACAAAGGUCACCGAAGAGGAAUUGGCUGAACUAGGAUUGGAUGACCUUUCACUGAACGAUAAGACUGCAAACGAUGACCUUUGGGCAACUCCAAUGGUCUCAGAUGAAUCGAACGAAUCAUAUUUCACGGAUGAUGAGACGACGAUGAAUAUGUCGUUCCAAACUGCAAUGCGACAAGCCGACCGGGCUGAAGAGAUGACACCGUUCAAAGAGAUACCGGGGCAUCUUAUCGAACGGGCGCAAACAGGAAAGGUCAUCAACGUACGUCCACCGUCACCGAACAGUCCCACGACAACUUUGAGGAGACGCGUUAGUGAAUUGGAAAACGAACUCGAAGUAAACGAACGUCAGGCGGACAAGCGGAAACAGGAAUAUCGAGAAAGGCUGACGACACUUGAGAACCGCCUCUUCGACCUGGAGCAGCAACAGGGCGACCUUCAAAGUGCCGCAGACGGCUGGAAAGUCAAAUACGAAAGACAGAAGGAAUUGGCAGAUGAAUAUUUGAAAAUGGCAGAUGACAGAGAAAUGGAAGGUCAUCUUGCAGUCAAUGACCUUAACGAGAGUAUGUCGGAGGAAUCAGCGGAAAGGUCACGGCACUUAGCCGAAUUGAAAGACGAGUGCGACUUACUGAAACAAGAGGUCACUGAAGCUGAAGCAAAAAGAGACGAGUACGCGACCAAACUCGCCGAAGCCACUCAACGAUUGUUGACAAAUACUACUGAAGUAUUCAAGCUCAGAAACGAUCUGAAGCAACGGGACGAGAAUAUUGGAAUACUCCAACGAGAAUCGAAAGGUCAUCAGAGAAGAGCUGAUGAAGCCGUCCAAGCGGCUAAAGACCUGAGGGACCUUACAGCCACCGAAGGCGUGAGGCUGAAAAAUGAGAUAAAGCAGGUGACGGAAGAGAACAAAGAGUUGAAGGAAGAUAACGGAAAGGUCACUGAAGAGAAUAAAGAACUGAAAGCAACCGCCAAGACACUUGCCGAACAAGGCUUGAGGUGGGAGCACGAGGCACAUCUCUUAGACACAAAGGUCACCGCGCUCGAAUUGAAAGAUAAGGAAUGGCAACAAACCGUCCAUCAGAAGACACAGGAGAUCAGCAAACUCAACACGGAGUUGAUUGACAUGACCCAAACGGUAAUGACAGGGGAGGAUGAGCUCACCCAGACGAAGAAUCAGUUGAAGGCAGCAGCCGAAGAAUAUACGAAACUGGAAAGAGAUGUGACCCAGUUGGUGGAA